AGUGCUUUGGCCAGUCGCGUUCCCAAUCACUCUACGACUAGGUAGUCCCCCGGUGUGUCCCAAAGAAGCGGCGAGCAGCUGGGUCCUUCGGUUCUCGACGGUGGUCGGCGCGCCAAGAUAAUACAACGCAGGACAUUCUAAACGCGCGGACAUCGUCUCAUCGUUUUCAUCGCAAUUCCGCGACCGCGUGUUACACGUAUAUAGGUGAAUUUCGGUCACUUCCGCCGAAUUUUUCCUUCCGUUUUGUUUUUUUUCCUGUUUUUCACCGUCGUCGUUCCUUUCGCUCUCGACCGACGAGAAAAUAUACAUCGUUCUCGCACGGAAUAAGUAAACGAAACAAAAAAAAGUGUGCGUUUCUCUUUUGUUUUAUAUAUAUAUAUAUGUAUAUAUAUACAUAUAUAUCAGUCGGAAGGCGACGUUACGGAGGACACAACAAGGCGGAAAAAUAGUGCGCGCCCAUGCGUGUAUCGACGGGAUCGCGAGUACGCGUUACGGUGAUCCAGUUACCCGCGUUCUACACGAGGAGAAGAGGAAACGGGAGACUCCUUGAAGAGAAACGAUCCACGGUCACGGUGUGAGUGAUGCCACGGGAUACGCGCUAUUAAACCUCACCCGACGUUCUUCAUCAUCCUCGUCGAGUCACGGGAGGUCAAGGAAUUCGCGCGUAAUUCAAGGCGAUCGACGAAACCGACAGUUUGCAAUCCUGAAGAAGAUAGCGUGACAGAUAGCGGAAGGAGCGCGAAGAGGAAAGUGCGCCACAUCAGUUCGGUACGAGUUAAAGAAGAAGAGUGAGAAGAGGUUUCGAACGCGCGAGGCAGAGUAGAUUUUACGAUUUUCCCGAUUUCCCCGCGUGUCUUCGAGAUCGUCGGCGAUCCGCGGUGAUCUCUGUGAGACUGCGUGAAGAAGAAAAAUCGGAGAAAACUCUCACGUCAGUGAAAUACGCAAUCGUCCCGCAAAAUACGUCACUGCGCGACCGCUUUAACGUCCCGUUUAUUUGUGAGAAAUUCUACGCGCGAUUCGUCCAACUUCCGCUGCCGGAAGAGAUUGUAAAGUACAAGUUGACAUCGGACGGCAGCGACUCGGAAAAACAGAAAGGUGAAACGGAAGGAGACAGAGCGCGGGAGUAGAAAAGAAGAGCAACCGAGUACGCGCGUCAUUCUCUUGCGAUAUUUCGGCGCGGCUGGAAGAAUCGGCGGAAGUCGGAGGCGAAGGUUUCGCUCUCUUCAACGAAAUCGUCAUCGUCGUCGCAUAGAACCACGGGGGCUCAGCAUCGACGACAAGGACGCCGGGCAAAGGAGGUCCGACACUUCACUUCUCGCUUAGCGAUCAAGGCAUAACGGCGAUAACGAGGCCACCGCCGCGGGAUUCGGUCAAUUGGCACCGCGCGUCGUCGGUGAACGAUGAUAUUUAACUGCGAGACGCGUGCCGCACAGUGACAGCCGGUGCGGGGGAAAAGGACCGGAAGAUCCGCCAGACCGCAGAGAGAACCAGAAGCUUCGGAGAGGAUGGUGGUUUGAAAUCGGCGGCACCGGAAAGAGGCGACGCACGUGAGAGCGAUUCUCUGAUAGAUCCCACACAGGUGAAUAGAAACCAACGAUGGUAGAUACACAACAUUUCUGUCUGCGAUGGAAUAAUUACCAGAGCAGCAUAACCUCGGCGUUUGAAAAUCUGCGGGACGAUGAGGACUUUGUGGACGUGACGCUGGCGUGCGACGGCAAAAGCCUGAAAGCACACCGCGUCGUUCUCUCCGCCUGUAGUCCGUACUUUCGAGAAUUGCUCAAGAGCACGCCGUGCAAGCACCCAGUAAUAGUGCUCCAGGAUGUGGCGUUCAGCGACUUGCAUGCCUUAGUGGAGUUUAUUUAUCACGGCGAGGUGAACGUGCACCAGCGUUCUCUUAGUAGUUUUCUAAAGACCGCAGAGGUCCUCAGGGUAUCGGGCCUCACGCAACAGGCCGAACAAACCGACAGAGACGAGCUGUCCCAUGUCCGUGCAUUGGCGUCCGGCGGUAACCACCUGCCGUUCCACGAGAAGUUGGAGGAGACUUUUCCUCGCGGCGGAUCACCGCCUACACCUGUGACCCCGACGCCUACAACGGUACAGCAGCUACUGCGCCGAGCCCAGAUACGUCGCAACGAAAGACGCACCCCGGACCCGCACGAUGAAUCGGCGAAGAGACCGCGAGUGCCGUCGCCGCCGCUCAACAACAACGACGCCACGCCCACGGACUUCUCAAUGGUCAAGAACAAUCACCUGUCGACGAAGGUGGAGGGCAAUGGGGUGCACGACGAGAACAGCCUCGUCGAGGACAAUAUAAAGUGCGAGCCGCUGGAGCUGACCGGCGGCAACGGCGGCGGCGGGGGUGGCGGUAACGCAGGGAAUAACGAGGACUCGUCGGAUUCCGGCGCCGCGGCGUCGGACCGGCCGCCCGCGUCCGCGAGCAGCAACGAGCACGAGCCCGAGCCGGAGCACACGUCCGCGCAGAACUUCCUACCGGAAAGCAAGCUCUUCACAUCGACGCCCGGCAGCUUCAACUUCAGCAUGGCGGCACUCACCACCGAUCACACGCCGCUGUCAGUGAAAUUUCCAGGAUUGGGCCAUGGCUUGCAAACACCGGACCUAGCGGGCACUUCGCAAGGUACGGGCAACGGGAUGCAUCCGGCACCGACGGCGCCUCCCACUGUCGUGUACCAAAUGCCACCACCCACGGCGGGUGGCAUAAACGAGCCUCAGGAAUGUCCGUACUGCCGUCGUACGUUUUCGUGCUACUACUCCCUCAAACGCCACUUCCAGGACAAACACGAGCAAUCGGACACGCUCUACAUUUGCGAGUUCUGCAAUCGUACGUAUCGUACGAAAAACUCGCUGACGACGCACAAGAGCCUGCAACACCGCGGCACCAGCGGCGUGCUCAAGCGGCUCCUCAAGGCCUCGGCGAUCAAGAACGUCCUCGGUAGCAUGCAUCAUCAGAUGCAGAUGCAGCAACAACCGCAAUGAAAGCGUCGGAAAAAUCAAAGCCUUCCCGCAUGCCAAGACCGUCUGCGUCGUCGUCACCGUCGUCGCCACUGUCUUCGCCGUCGCCGUCAUCGUCGCCAUCAUCGUCGUUUCUUACACCAUUCGCUCGGCCGAUAUCAGUCGAACGGCGCACAGUUCGACUGAGCAGCUGAGGCCGAACGAUCGAAAACACGGAAGUACUACUACCUUGCGUCCCGAGACGCUCCCGUGCUCGACUCGAGUUGAACUCAAGUCAGCUUGAAUUAUAUGAUUGAGCUAAUCCUUUUUUGCUGUAUCUGACACCGAUCUGUGAUGUAGAAGACGUCAGGAUCGUUGAGGAAAGUUGUCCUAAGUUGUCGGUGCAACUCACGACUCGCGCAAAAGUUGCUUCGCUCGGAGCGUAAAUAUCUAAAUUCUGCACUACUGAUUUGCAAUCUAAAUUGAGGAAUCGUCGAUAACAAUUAGUUAACUGAAAUCGAUAGAUUAAGUUGAUGUGCACCGACAACAAUUUGGACUAAUUUUGUUUCCCCGUCUGCGUUUUGAUUUAUAAUCGAGAAAAAGACAGCAAACCGGAAUUAGUUUAAUCUAGAAGCAAUUUAACUCGCUAAAUUGUUAAAUUGCAGCAAAAUUCCCCGUAAUUUCAACGACUCAUUUACCCUUAUCGUAUUUGCAGAGCAUACAAUGCCUAAUGAUCAGCAACGUGAUCGCAUUAAUGGGAAACGGAUGAGAGAGAGAGAGAGAGAGAGAGAAUGAGAGAGAAAAAGGGGUACACAGAAACCUUAAGUUAGAAUUUGAAUCGCGAACGAGUCAGUCUGAUCCAAAUUUCGGUUUCUUCUAGUUUUCCCCUCCGCUUUUCCGCGGACACACCACGGUUCUUCUAGUUUAGGCUCGCCGUAGCGUUAUAAUUUUUCUUCGUCAAGACUGCAAUGAAUCCAAAGAAGGACAAUUUGACUGAGAAGCAUGUAGUUCGACUGAAACGGAAGGAAGGAAAGGAGACUCGAGCGUUAAGGUCAGUGCGCGAAGCGAAAACACACAUUCCAUUUGUCAGCGAUCAGAUCGCUGUACGUUCAUGACUCGAGUUGACCGCAUAACGGUCGCUUCUCCGGCAAGAUUUCGAAACGAUGGAUUUUCGAACGCGCGGCACGAAUUUCCAGCGUUAUCGCGCCGCGACAUUUUUAGCUUUAACGUUCUCCGAAGCGGACGGGACGUUUGGGGAAGGGGAACAGGUCUUCCGGAGAUCGUUUUCGAGAUCGAAUUUAUAUUACAGAUGGAAUUCUUCUAUGUCGGUGCUAUCGAGAAAUAACGCCUAACAAUUUCCAUAUGGACAAUGCACGCCGAACCGUCGGAAUGAAUAUCAAUGCGUGUUCCGUGCGAUCCGCCUCGCGCGUCGCGAGUUUCGAGCAAGCGUGUUGCGCGUGAGCGGAAACAAUUCGUAAAACGAUGGGAUUAGUGGCGUGCCUUGUCGAGCGUAGAGCGAACAAUUUAACGUGUUGAUCUGAGAAUACGUUUGAACUGUCGAAUUGCGCGAAUAAACGGGCGAACCAGGGAGACAAUCGAGCGUGAAACGAGAUCGUGAAUCCGGCGUCGGAAUCAUUCACGCGGUCCACACGAUCACAACACACGCGUGUGCAUGCCGAAUGCACUUUCACGUGCGCGAAUCACGAACGCGCCAAGGUCGGUACAUAUAUAUAUAUAUAUAUCGAUUUCGAGUAGACGCGAAGCGAUGACGUUAGGCCUAACGGCGAAAUGACGCGCGAGGAUGCGCGUGACAUCAAUGCAUCCGUACGUGCGAAAGUUGACGCGCUGAUCGGUGAAAAGUGAUCACAACAACGGCAGCAAUCGAGGUCGAGGCACGUUGCGAUCGAACGUCGCAGAAGCCGCCGAUUAGCGUCGAAGGAAAGAGGGGGAGAACGGAAAAUCGGUUUUACGAGAUGAAAGAAGAGAGAGAGAGAGAGAGCGUAGACGCGGAGAUGGUAGAGCUAUAUCAUGGGUUCUUAACGUGUAUAUGUAGAUUCGUCGUAUGUGCGCUAAAUACAAACUAUAUUUUUAACUCUUUAAAAGUAAUAUUUUGAACUGUAAAUAUAUUAUAUUCGUACGAUACAUCGAUAACGAUGAUAUUCUCCUGUUCAGAUUUUAUAAAAAUCGGCAUAGUCCUUACAUAGAUAUCUCGUGAAUGGGCGGAGCAGUGCUACGGAGCUUUAAUUCUCUUGCAUUUUUUGUUUCUUUUCGCGAACAAAACUAUUUCUACAACGCGCGUUUCUCUCCGUUAUAAUGGCGCCAAGGAAAAUUCUUCUGUUUACAUUCCGUUUAUUUCCCCGUUACGUCGCGAAACAAGCGAAUCGAACUCUUUAAAUGGUUGAAAUAACUUGAGUGAAUUUAUGAGAAGUUAUGGAACACUGCUCCGCUCCUCAAACUUUAAUAUAUCCAUAUUAACAAAUGUACAAGAAAAGAAGAAACCCUAAAAGUUGUUCAUCGUAACAUAUUCAGGUUUAAAACUCAGCGUAGAGAAACGAGAAAAUGUUGAUGUUUUAUCUGUAAGGCGAAAAAAGGAAAUGCCAUAAUAAUUAAUGAGCAAGUACAAAUUAUCGUGGAAAAUAUAAAUUAUGUCUACGUCUAACUCUUAGGAUGCGUAGUAUCGGAAAGGGAAUAUUUAAUGGAUGCGCGGAAUAAGGAAAAAAAAAAAAGAGAAACACGGGGAUGGACAUGGCCUGCCUCGAGUUUCAUUCGUGGCCGGAGAAGGUGAAAAGAUUAAAAGAAAAAGGGAGAUGAGAAAGAGAGAUAGAGAGAGAGAGAGAGAAAGAGAAAAAAGGAAAAGGGUAAGCACGAGUUUCCAAACAUAUCUUCGAAGUGUGAAGUAUACUGUGAAAAAUAUACGAUUUUAGAUAUUUAGCUAUCUCUACCGAGAGAGAUUUUAUAAUUAUUACAUAUACAUUCUUAAAUCGGUAGACCGAUCCUCGAUGACGUUUGGUCAGGGCAUAAUGUGGAGAACACGAUAUCGAUCGAAUGAAGCAGCGGCCGAGAUUCGCGAAAGCGUUUUUGUUUUUUUUUUCUUCUUGAAAAAGUCACUUUUGACCUGCUAAGAAGGCGCGAUUGGUUAGUGAAGAAAAAAUUGAUCCUAGUCAUUCCGGAAAUUUUUGUGAUUCUGUGAUAAUCGGGGAGCGUGGCAUCAAACGAUUCGACAAAAGAAACAGAGAGAAAGUGAGACCAAAAAAAGGAAAGAAACGUAUGUCUGUUCCACAUUAUGAUCGCCGGGCGUACUCUUAAAAAAACUCUUCUAGCGACGAAGAAAGGAAAAAAUUAAUAAUUGAUUAUUAAAUAAUGUCGGGAAAUUUCUGUGAUGUUCUUCGGUUGGUAUACUAGCGCGACUGCUAAAGCUAUGUGAACAGAAAAAAAAAAAAGUAUACGGAAUUUAUGUCGAUGUUCGGUGUUGUAUGAUGUAUCGUAAGGGGGCGAGACUGUAUCGGGACAAAUUUCAUCGCGUAUUACUUCGAAAAUUUCGAGAUGGGGUGGUAGUAGGGAUAGGGUGGCGGGCAACCGUUGAUCAAUCUGUCGAUCUAGUAAAAAAAAAAAAAUUUACUCUUUCACAGCAAAUAAUUUUGCUUUAAACACAUCUAUCGGCGUUCACGAUUAAUCGACGAAACGUAAAGGACGAUCAAGGUUUGAUCCGGCAAUUUUGAUUUCCCUUAUUUCUCGUGGUUUCUAAAAAAAUCCGCAGAUAUUUUCCUCUCCGCUGACGCGCACGACAUAGACGCGUCCAGUGUGAUCAGCCGUUGCCAUUCAUCGCAGAUAGACUUAGUCUAGUGUAAACGUCUAGCAAACGUCCGCAUACGCGUGUUGGGUGGAUAGAUAUGUGCGCACGAGUGUAUAUGCGGACGUGUCGCGCGUGCUCUCGCUCGCAAUCACGUCCGCGUGUACAUGAGGCACGUAACUGUUGCAGGGUAACGACCCAUUACACGCCGAGGCGAGCCGAAGCGACGACAGAGAAAAACAGAAUGACUAUAGAUUAUUUAUCGGUAUGUGCCAAGGUCUCGAACCGUUUACACACGGACGAAAUUUUAGGUAGGUACGCGCCCCGUCUCUCCCGUCGAGGAGGAAUAUUAUCAAUAUUAAUAAUUAAACGCUAAUCGUUUUAGGAUAUAUAACGAAGGUACGAUUAAAAAAAGAAGGAAAAAAAUAUUACGGGAAAUUUUUGGGAUUUUUAAUGUGUGAAUCUUUCGUCUCGUAUAUAUGAUUUAUAUAUAUAUAUAUCGUAAGGGGAAUCGGGAAAAAAAUUGAGAAGCAGCGACGCGGCGAAAAUAUUUUCGAGUCUAUCUAAAUGUUAUCUUUUGCUCGCAUCCUAUGUAAUAAUGUGCGUGUAUAUAUUAUACAAGUUGUAAGAAACCGCGUAUAUUUCCGACAUGAGAACGAGAGGACUGACUGUAACUUACACCGACGUGUAACUCAGCAGGAUCUACUAUUGCGGCGGUAGGGUGCGAUGUGUGUGUAGCUUCAAGAAAAAGAAAAAAAACCGCGAGGGUUUACUGUUUACUUAAAAUUACUCGUUUUCGCGCGAUUCGCCUGUCGACCGGCGACAGAAAUGGUGCAAUCUCAUCGUCAGCAGGCUAAAACAAUAUAUCGUAAGCAUUGAAGACAGGAAUGUUCUUCCGGAGUGUUCACACGCUGGUGUUCGCCAUACUCGCACUGUCAACAGCUUCCUUUUGACCCGUUUAAAAAGAAAAGCCAAUUCUAAGUUAGUCACCCAUUCUUCGACGAACGGGUUCUAUAUAAGUUAUAUAAAUUCGAAUCGAUACAACUGAAGAGGUCAAGUUUACUUCCUGGCGCUGUGACGAAAUACUUUGAUACGCGAAUUUACUUUUGAGAAGGCUGAUUUUUGUAACGUAUAAUUGUCAAUUUAUUUAAAGACUCAAAUUUAUUUCUACUAGUUUCCUCGUUUUUUUAAUUCCUAUUUUUUAGAGGAAUCGACUGAUUAGAUUUUUUCUUUUUUUUUUUGAUUGGUUUAAAGUUUUCUUUUAUCAUGUGAUAUUAUAUUACCAAAGAGCAUCGAGAAAACUUUGUAAAACUUUCUCUGACGCGAGUGGUAUUUAUCUUGGAAAGUGUAGAAUCGCGAAUGCCGCAUCUAUAACACAUCCAUAAUUUUCCACCGAGAAUCAAAUUACGAUUUCGAUUUCUCCAUCUAUUUUAUAUCUUUGAUAAAAAUGCAAUUUGUUAGUUUUUAUCAACUAGCAAGCCGAUAUCAAGAAUGGCGAUUCGUAGUUCUUGUGAGAGGAAUAUCACGACAGUCCGGGAAAGUUGUAAAUCGAUUAUUUUCGAUAGAAACACUCUUCGGUUUCAAUGAAAAGAGAAAAGAAAUUUUAUUUCCAAAAGGGGGAUCAAACGGAACUAUGAAAGAAGCACAAAGAGAAGUACAUCAAUGCUAAUUAAUAAAAUGAAAUAGCGAUGUAAUUAUAUGAACUU
Messenger RNA from Linepithema humile (Argentine ant), 8445 nucleotides. Lineage: Eukaryota; Metazoa; Arthropoda; Insecta; Hymenoptera; Formicidae. The record is from RefSeq and is a predicted model, not a curated record.